This is a messenger RNA of Talpa occidentalis (Iberian mole), 2726 nucleotides long. It is a transcript of the gene DNASE1L3, whose product is annotated as deoxyribonuclease 1 like 3. The transcript is spliced from 8 exons. Bases 144 to 1067 code for a protein of 307 amino acids. NCBI's taxonomy places the organism in Eukaryota, Metazoa, Chordata, Mammalia, Eulipotyphla, Talpidae. The record is from RefSeq and is a predicted model, not a curated record. Gene Ontology annotation, cellular component: nucleus. Gene Ontology annotation, molecular function: DNA nuclease activity. Gene Ontology annotation, biological process: apoptotic DNA fragmentation; programmed cell death involved in cell development.
GUUCCUCAAAAAAGUGAAAGAAGCUGAGAGCAAUCCAGUAAUUCCUGUUAUUUGCAUGCUAUAUAAGGCAGCGAGUCUGAGGAGGUAACCAGCAACCAAGGUCCUUCCUAAGCCCUGAGGCCAGAAGAGCAGAGGAGCAAAAGAUGUCUCAGCCACUGGCCUCCCUGCUGCUUCUCCUGCUGUGCAUCAGCAGCACGCAGGCCACUCAGGCCCUAACGAUCUGCUCCUUCAAUGUGAGGUCCUUCGGAGAAGCCAAGAAGGGCAAUGGGGAAGUCAUGGAUGUCAUCGUCAAGGUCAUCAAGCGCUGUGACAUCAUGCUCCUGAUGGAAAUCAAGGACAGUAACAACAUAAUUGGACCCAUGCUGAUGGAGAAGCUGAAUGGAAAUUCAAGAAGCACAACAUACAACUAUGUGAUUAGUGAUCGGCUUGGAAGAAACAAAUAUAAGGAACAGUAUGCCUUCCUCUACAAGGAAAAACUAGUGUCUGUGAAGAAACACUACCUCUAUCACGAUAAUCAGGCUGGAGACGUAGAUGUAUUUUCCAGGGAACCCUUUGUGGUCUGGUUCCAGUCACCCCACACUGCUGUCAAGGAUUUCGUGAUUGUCCCCCUGCACACCACCCCGGAGACGUCCGUUAAAGAGAUUGAUGAGCUGGUUGAUGUCUACAUGCACGUGAAACGCAGCUGGAACGUGGAGAAUUUCAUUUUCAUGGGCGACUUCAAUGCCGGCUGCAGCUAUGUCCCCAAAAAGGCCUGGAAAGACAUCCGCCUGAGGACUGACACCAAGUUUGUUUGGCUGAUCACGGACCAUGAAGACACCACAGUGAAGAAAAGUACCAAAUGCGCCUAUGACAGGAUCGUGCUUAGAGGACAAGAGAUCGUCAGCUCUGUGGUUCCCAAAUCGAGCGGUGUCUUUGACUUCCAGAAAGCUUUUGGGUUGACUGAAGAGAAGGCCCUUGAGGUCAGUGACCACUUUCCAGUUGAAUUUAAACUAGGGCCUUCAAGGGCCUUCACCAACAGCAAAAAAUCUAUCUCUCCAAAGAAGGGAAGAAAGGGCCGCCGCUCCUAGAUAUAAGGGUAUCAUUUUGUUGACCAUUUCUUAACUCGAAAUAAAACUGCUCUGCCAGUGUGAACUGCUCCUGCCUUCAGAAAACUGCUUUCAUCUUUCAACUUGAAUCUGACCUGCGCCAAACAGGGAGGAGAGGCUUCUAUGAACCCUCUCGAGCUCAUGCCCCUCUGAAUUGCCCAAAAGGUAACUGGGGGCUUUUACAGUUCAAAGGGAUGGUCUUCACAUCCUGAGCUGGAGUCCCAUCAGCUGUCACUGCCACUGCUGUCCCUCUGCAGUGAGAGAAGCUGCAGGAGGAGGAAGAACCUCAGUUCUUCAUCUUCAGGACGGGAUCCUCUUCCACUGGAAAUGACCAGAAAUGCCAAGACCCCAACUGCACUCCACGGUUUGGACAAGUGACUCUUUUAGGGAUAUGUUCUCUCCUGUCUGAGGUCAAGUCACCAUUGUACCUCUCAGGGAUGGAGGGUAAAGUCCACACCCCACUGGUCUCCCUGUUUCUGAAUUAUCCUCCAACUCUGUAACCACCAGAGUCAUUUUGAAAUUCCAUUCUGACUACAAGCCACCCUGGUCCUAUCUGUGUAUAAAUCCCACAGGGGCUCCCAUCGAGGAGGAGCCCAGAGUGUUUGGAUACCUGUGAAGUUUUCUCUUACUGAUUUAUGAUGUCGGCCUCACCAGGCCAGCUUCCACCCCGUACUAUAUCACCAGUACAGUACUUCUCCUUCCCUGCACACUCCAAACCCUUCCUCCCUCUGCGCCCUGGCUCUGCCCAGGUGCCCUGCCCCCACAUGUGCCUGCCCUGAGGGUCAUAGUCAUUGUGCUUGACACCAAGAUCAGUAUAAGGGCUCCUGGGAGGACCCAUUGUGACAAAGGUCCUGGGGCUAAGGUUGACAGGGGUUUGAGUAUUUUGUUAUCUUUGGGCCACAAACCAAUACAGCAUCUAGCAACAGCCAGUUUGCCAGCAUCUAUGGUGACCAUUUAUGUUUGUUUUGUUUUCCCUCAUAUUAUUUCUUUGCUCAAGUAGGAAAUGAACAUGUAUAAUCAUGCAAACAGUACCAAAGAAUAAGCAGCGACAGGAAUGUCCCAACCUGACCUCCACCCCCUAGUUUCCUAGCUCAGAAGUAACCCCUCUUACCAGCUUGCGGUGUUCUUCUAGAGUCUAUGCAUAAGUGAGCACUCAAUGUUGCCUUGUACAGUACAGAAUAUAGCGUACCGUGCACACAGUUCCACCCCUUGCUUAUUUUCCUUAAUAUAUCAAGUGUGUCUUUGAUAUAAGAGAAAUAGACCAUAGCCUGAUUUUUGAAAUUUGGUAACAUCUGAAGAAAUAAAAUAAAAAUUAAAAGGGGGAAUCAUUUUCCCCGAACUUCUCAAUUAAAUUCUCAGAUGUCUUAUUGGAACUAGAGGAGGGUGGCAAGGCUGCUAAGGCUCUAUCAGGGCCUCCCCUGGUGGCACAGUGGUUGAGCGCUGGGCUGCAAAGCUGCCAGCAGCCUCUACAGCGCCGGUUCGAUCCCCAGCCACCGGCAAGGGUCCCACAUGGCGUGACAGACCUCUCCUGCUGCGCCUGCUGCUCCCCUCAGCAGUGUAUUUCAUCACACUGCCUGUUCUGUUCCCCGCUCUGGCUCUGGUGAAUUCUCUUACCCUCCCGCGCUUCUGACUGUACCCAGU